Didymodactylos carnosus is the source of this 231-nucleotide messenger RNA. The record is from the annotation of a GenBank genome assembly. Lineage: Eukaryota; Metazoa; Rotifera; Eurotatoria; Philodinida; Philodinidae.
AUGUCGCUGGUAAAAUAUGCGCCGGAUUCAGCAGCUCCACCACUAGGUACACCAGGUUCAUCACCAAGGAUUCCUAAUGGCACAAUAUCACAGUCACACCAAAAAACCAAUCCUGCCCGUCCUUCACCAACGCCAGCAAAUUUAAAACCAACGUUACCAACAGCAAUUGCAGCAACAAAACGAGAAGCCAAAAGCAUGAUAAACGAUAAGCAACACACAACAACCAAGUAG